Molecule: messenger RNA, 7645 nt
Organism: Mustela lutreola (European mink)
Lineage: Eukaryota; Metazoa; Chordata; Mammalia; Carnivora; Mustelidae
Gene: RALGPS2
Product: Ral GEF with PH domain and SH3 binding motif 2
Exons: 20
Coding region: 229-1980 (583 amino acids)
Biological process (GO): positive regulation of GTPase activity; Ras protein signal transduction
Cellular component (GO): plasma membrane
Molecular function (GO): guanyl-nucleotide exchange factor activity
Source: RefSeq, a predicted model, not a curated record
GAAUGAGAGACGCCGACUGCUCGGGUCGCCGGGCGCUAGCCUAGGCGGUGGUGGCCGGCGGUGGUGGCGGCGGCGACGACGAAACCUGAAGCCGGCGUCGUCUUCCCAUCCUUCGAAGCGACGGCCGCGGCUGCACAGGAAUAAUAAUGUAUUUGUGGCCUUGGACAUUGAAGCAGUCAGUCUUCUGUUGCUGUUAACAUAGCGUUAAGGACUGAUGUUGUGGGAAGCAUGGACCUGAUGAACGGGCAGGCAAGCAAUGUUAAUAUUGCUGCUGUUACUUCCGAGAAAAGUAGCAGUUCCGAAUCAUUAAGUGACAAAGGUUCCGAACUGAAGAAAAGCUUUGAUGCUGUGGUAUUUGACGUUCUUAAGGUUACACCAGAAGAAUAUGCGGGUCAGAUAACACUAAUGGAUGUUCCAGUAUUUAAAGCCAUUCAGCCAGAUGAGCUUUCAAGUUGUGGAUGGAAUAAAAAAGAAAAAUACAGUUCUGCACCAAAUGCUGUUGCCUUCACACGAAGAUUUAAUCAUGUAAGCUUUUGGGUUGUUAGAGAAAUUCUUCAUGCUCAGACGUUAAAAAUUAGAGCAGAAGUUUUGAGCCAUUAUAUUAAAACUGCUAAGAAGCUGUAUGAGCUGAAUAACCUUCAUGCACUUAUGGCGGUGGUUUCUGGCUUACAGAGUGCCCCAAUCUUCAGGUUGACUAAAACAUGGGCGUUACUAAGUCGAAAAGACAAAACUACCUUUGAAAAAUUAGAAUAUGUAAUGAGUAAAGAAGAUAAUUACAAAAGGCUAAGAGACUAUAUAAGUAGCUUAAAGAUGACGCCUUGCAUUCCCUAUUUAGGUAUCUAUUUGUCAGAUUUAACAUAUAUUGAUUCAGCAUACCCAUCAACCGGCAGCAUUCUAGAAAAUGAGCAAAGGUCAAAUUUGAUGAAUAACAUCCUUCGAAUAAUUUCUGAUUUACAGCAGUCCUGUGAAUAUGAUAUCCCCAUGUUGCCUCAUGUUCAAAAAUACCUGAACUCCGUUCAGUAUAUAGAAGAACUACAGAAGUUUGUGGAAGAUGAUAAUUACAAGCUUUCAUUAAAGAUAGAACCAGGGACAAGCACGCCACGCUCUGCUGCUUCGAGAGAAGAUUUAGUAGGUCCUGAAGUAGGAGCAUCUCCACAGAGUGGGAGAAAAAGCAUGGCAGCUGAAGGAGCCUUGCUUCCACAGACGCCACCGUCCCCUCGGAACCUGAUUCCACAUGGACACAGGAAGUGCCAUAGCUUGGGCUAUAAUUUCAUUCAUAAAAUGAACACAGCAGAGUUUAAGAGUGCAACAUUCCCAAAUGCAGGGCCAAGACAUCUACUAGAUGACAGCGUCAUGGAGCCCCACGCACCAUCUCGUGGCCAAGCAGAAAGUUCUACUCUUUCUAGUGGAAUAUCAAUAGGUAGCAGUGAUGGUUCUGAACUAAGUGAAGAGACUUCAUGGCCUGCUUUUGAAAGGAACAGAUUAUACCAUUCUCUCGGCCCGGUGACACGAGUGGCACGAAAUGGCUAUCGAAGCCACAUGAAGGCCAGCAGUUCUGCAGAAUCAGAGGAUUUGGCAGUGCAUUUAUAUCCGGGAGCUGUUACUAUUCAAGGUGUUCUCAGGAGAAAAACUUUGUUAAAAGAAGGCAAAAAGCCUACGGUAGCAUCGUGGACAAAGUAUUGGGCAGCUUUGUGUGGGACACAACUUUUUUACUAUGCUGCCAAAUCUCUAAAAGCUACAGAAAGAAAGCAUUUCAAAUCAACAUCAAAUAAGAACGUAUCUGUGGUAGGAUGGAUGGUAAUGAUGGCGGAUGACCCAGAACACCCAGAUCUCUUCCUGCUGACUGACUCUGAGAAAGGAAACUCAUACAAGUUUCAAGCUGGCAACAGAAUGAAUGCGAUGCUGUGGUUCAAGCAUCUGAGUGCAGCUUGCCAGAGCAACAAGCAGCAGGUUCCUACAAACUUGAUGACUUUUGAGUAAAAGCCUAAGAAAGAAGCAAGGUGAACUAUUGCCCCUAAGUGAGAGCAAGUUGCUGAUGAAAGUGCCAGCUAUAAGCCAGCUCUGCACCUGGAGGAGCCCAGAGGGUGCGUCUCAGCCUUUGGUGUUCUGAACCAAAAAAGCACUAAUUUCAGGGAAUGAAGUGAGAUAUUCCCAGAGAACAAAUUGGAGUUCUAAAACAAACUGCCAUGGACCACGCUUCUUUUCUCUGAACUGACCUGCGGAAACCACUGCCUUAAAAGAAUGAAAGGAAAACCAACAUGAAACACCAAAUAGUGUGUGUGAAUCUUCUGGCGGUGUUGUGCUUGGAAUAGAUCGUAGCUAAUUUGCAUUUCUUUUAACUUUGUACUAAUUUUGGAGGGGGGAAUCGCCUUUUUUUUAGAUACACUUUAAAAAGGAAAAGCAUUGCUUAUGGGUUAUAUGAGGGGCUGGUGUUGAACGGAGGCAUGAAGAUGCUCUGCCCGAGAGGAGUGGGGUGUGCCCAGCCGCCUGACCUGGGGCUGGGGGGCACUCUCUGCUCCCAGUCGUGUGCGGCCCCCCUGGCUCUCCCACGGCUACAGUUUCAGAAUUAGACAUGUUCAUAAUAUGAGUUGUUGGGGUUCGUUUGGGAUUGAGGGCGGGGGUUAUUUGGGAUGAGGGGAGUUUUGUUUUGUUUUGUUUUUUAACACUAAACUUGGGAAAUUUAGAACUGUAUGGGGAACAUCAUUUCUUAGAGGAGGCAUCAAGGCUGAAUGUUCCUAGUCCAAACACUUUUCAAGUGGGCUCCAGAAAACAUGGUUGUUUUUAACUGGGUUUAAAAUUUAGCCUUCUGUAUGAAUUCAUUGUUGGACUACAAAUCUGCUUAGGAAAGAACCAUAAUCCCAGUCUAAACUUUUCUGGGGUUUUACAGUAAUUACAUUUUUUUUUUCAAGUUAAUUGAAUUAUCCCUUCUACCAGUCACUGGUGAUUUUUGUCGUCAAGAUGAUAUACUGAUCUUUCAUCAGGAUAUUUUCUUUUACAGUGUUUAAUGUACACAAUGCCAGGUUUUUUUUUUUAUUACUCAUGUUCAUUAUUUUUGUUAAAUAUGAGAUUCAGGAUCACAUUUGUUUAAAAGAGCUUCCACAUAUGUAUUUGUAUAUGUAUUUUAUUAUAAGGCACACAAAAUAAUUUAAAAAGGGAAGAAGGUGAAAGAUUGAGAUUCUGGGAAUCUUAAGUAUCAAAACUUUCCUUCCUAUAUGUAACUUUCCUUUAUUACAAAACACUUUUCUAAAAACGUACUAUAGGUCCCAGCCAUGAAACCAUAUUUUGUCAGUAGUUGGCCAAGCUGUUUUGGGAGAGCUCUUCCAUGCAACAGCGCAUUUAAUUUCCAGAAUAAAUGUUGAAUUGCAGAAAGAAAGAAAAAAGUCUCAAGGUGAACUGCCUUCGAGUUUUAACAAAAAAUGGCAUUUUAAUAAAGGCCACACUUUAGAUGUUAGAAACUCAUGGGGCAUCCUAUAGUUUAGCAGUGGCCCAGAAUAAGAAAUGCUUUUUGACUGAUCUCUUCCAAUAAACUUGUAAUACUUUGAGCCUCACAUAAAAUUUCUCACAUUUGCAUUCUUAAAGAAUUUCAUACUUUUUUUUAAGUAAUCUUGAGGCCAUGAAGCUUAAAUAUUAAAUAGAAAAUAUUGCCCACAGGAUAAUUAGCUAAGAGUCUAUCCAGAGGAAAGUAGAAGAGCUUUUGGAAAGGAUGUUAAGAGUUCAGAUAUUUUUCUCAUAUAGCACAGUUAGAAAUUACCAUUAUUUCCGGUUUUGUGGACAGUGACGUGGGCUGGAGAGGGCAGAAUAUUGCCUAUGCUAAGUGAUUACUCAAUUAAUGAUCUCCCAGGCUUAACCCACGUUGGGUACAUAGAGACCACCUGCAUCGCCAGCAGUAUUACUAUAUAGACCUUGCACAUCUUUCAUUUUACAUUUUUUAAAUUCCUUAAUUGUGUAUUUUCUCUUCAGAAAUAAGUUUUUAACAGUGUAUGUGCUUUUUAAAAAUACUGUGGAUAAGAAAGAACCCUGUGGAUUUUUUUAUGAUUAUUUUGUUUGUCAUAAAUAAGCUACUAGAUACAUUUAACCAUAUUUAGCUUAACCAUAUUUGAGGAGAUUUGCAACUGGAAGUCAGAGCCUGACAUCACACCAUGCCAAAGAGAGAGCUAAACUGGAAGGUGUGUUUGAUGUUUCAGCUCUAACAUUAAGGUAUACGUGCACAGGGAAAGAAUAGUGUUCAGAUUUGGUGAAUAGUCCUCGUAUAGAAUUGCGGCCUCUGACUGAGCAAAACUCUUUUAACUGUGCGGUAAAAGUAGACAUGGUUCUUCUCUCUUCAAAUCUGUCUAUUCAAAAGAUUAGAUAGUGCUUUUGAAGAUUAUUUUAGCAUUUGAAACAAAUGGAAACCAGUCAGCUUAGGUGAGUUUUCAAUCUAUAAUUCACCAAACGACAUAAUAAUUCAAGCAAAGAAAAUAGGUCACCAAAAUAUAUUAAAUAUUUAGGUAGUUUAUUAGUAGGAAGAUGAAAUUUUUUUCUUCUUAUUAAGCUUAUGCUUAUUUAGUAAAUCAGUGACUCAAAAGCUUGAAAUUUCUAUCAUAUUAAGCUCAUUUGUUUCUCUCCUAGCCAAGAACAACUCAUUAGAAAUUCCAUUAUAAUUUAAAUUUAAGCUAAUUUAUGAAAAGCAUAAAUAUUGGCAUACAGUCUGGUGUAUUAGUAUAUAAUACUAGCCAAAAUACAGUUUGACGCACAUCUCAUAUUUUUCCACAGUUUAUCUGACCAUAAAAGCUUAUUUUCACACAGAAGUAACAUCAGUUUUUAAAAUACAACUAUAAAAAGAACUAUAAAACUAUACAACUAUACGAACUAUAGUUAUAUAGUUUACACAAUUAUAAAAACAAUAAUGACCUUCAGAGGUCAUUUGGUUUCAUGCCCCCUCUGUGUUUGGACUUUGCUUUAUUUUUUUCAGAGGUACUAUUUUUACUAUAAUCUCCAGACUAUAAGCUUUGAAAGAGAACUGAUCAAACAUACCUUCUAUAGCAUUUUCUUCACUAUGUAAAUAUUAUUUGUAUAAAUAUAGCAAAAAGGGAUCCAAACAAUACCUAUUUUUUUUUCCUCCCUGGGUAUGUGCUCCAAGGACAAUUAUUUUUCUGUGUAGAAAACGCCAUACAACUGUCACACUACCUUUUGUGCAGACUGUCUUGGUAUUGAGUCUUUCCAUAUGUCAAGAGUUAGGGUAUUCUUUGCUCCCAAGUUUUUGUAAGUGGCUUGAUUUCUCUUACAGUUUACUUCUAGAAGAGCCCAAGGAGCACUGCUGAUAUAGCGGGGGAAUGGUUGCUGACUGUGGUGUAUGCAGCCCACGGAUUAGUUGAACUGUGGACCCCGGGAUUACUAGAAUUUACCUGGCCCCCUGAGUUGAGCAGUCUUCCAAGCUUAAACCUGUGAGCCGUACACCUUUCCUACUGAAAACACCUUUCUAAAACUAUACGGCAUUAAUUGGAAAUCCAUAAUAAUAAUAAUAAUAGUAGACUUCAUCCAUUAACUUUUUAGAAGAAUGUAUCCACUAUUGAUUUCCUUUUUGUUUUCUGAGGUACAUUCCUUUCCAUCCAUUCUUAAACCACCAUAUUACCUUCUUCUGCCAAUAAGGGGGAACAGUGUUGCUUCGCAGAGAUAAUCUCUAAUAAAAGAACUCCUCUGCUUCAGAGGCUUUUGAAAUCCUUGGAUCCCUUUUUGAAAGUGAAGAUGAGCUUGCCCGGGCCCCGAUGGAACAGUGGCACUGCUGUUGCACAAGGAGACGAUACAGAGCAUGUGGUGAGGCUUGCCUGGCCUUUUUGGUGAUCUUCUAGGGCUUGCUUUCAUUUUCUCUCUCCUUUUAUACUACUUUUUCAAGCAUAGUAAAUUUAUGGUUUUACAGCCAGAUUGGUAUUCUGUUUUUUCUAAGCUUUAAGAUACAAACAUUGUUAUUUAAUCACAUUGAUGAGCAUUAUUUUCAGCGUGAAGUCAACCGUUUCAAAAUGAUCUAAGUCCUUUUUGGUCUUGCUCCCCUAAAAAUGGCUUGUAAUUAAAGUGACUUUUUUUUCCCCAUUUAGAGGAUUCUGAUGAAAGAUCUGUACAUGCAAACUCUUAAAAGUUGUUGAGAGCAAUUUCAUUACACCAGUAUCUUAAGCUGUAGUGUGGGGAAAGUUUGGUCAGUGCCUUAACAAUUUGAAGACCAAUUUUAGGGCAUCAAGUAUGACAAUAAUCAUUUGCCCUCUAAACUCCUUUUAUUUCAGGAGUGUGUGCUAUCCCUCUCUCCACCAGCUUACUCUUUGUCCCGGCAAGUGUAAGAGAGUCUGUAGAGAUGCCUCUGGGUCAUUGCCGCAGCCCUCCUAGGUCAUGAGUCUUUUCAGACAAGCUCCCUCCCUCCUCCUCUCCUGAUGAAAACCCCAUCAAAUCAACCUUUAGAUGAGCACUUUUAAAAACAGCUUUGAAGCACGUCCAUACAGCUGAGUUUGUUUUUAUGUUGUGUUGGUGGUAGUGGUGGUUUUGAGCAUCGGUUUAAUUAUAAGGCCUUUUAGAAAAUCCCUAAAAGAAUACAUUACAGCCAGAAAGAAUUUGUUUGGGGUCUUAUUAAAGCUACUGAAGUCUUGCCAUGAGAUACAACCAAAAAUGAAGUUGAGAUUGCUUCAUUCUUAAAUUUAAAUAAGACUCAGAACAAACAGGCAGUCACUUAACCUACCAGAUACUAUUGUUUCAUUAGAAAUACUAUGGCAGGAACAUGAAAACAAUUCCAAUAUAUAAAUUGAAAGGGAAGCUAAGAGACUAGCUUUCUUAGUCAAAACAAAACUUGGAAGCAUUUUGCUUCUCUGAGACUCUUAAAAGAUCUGAAGCUACUGUUCAACUGAGUCAAAAUUAUAUUUUCACAUUUUUUAAGGGCCAGUAUGUUCUGGAAUAGGGAAGUAGACAUAGUCUUUAAAGCCAGAUCAAGGGUUGACUGAUCCUUCAGGGUUAGUAGUAGUAGUUAAAUUUUGCUUCUAGCAUUUGGCCUGUGAAGUGGUGAUGGAAUUAAAGGAAUGGAAUGUAAAAGUGCUUUGAAAGGAUUGAAGUUUUUUUUAAUAGACCAGCUGAAAAUUUUAUAAAUAUUCAUGUGCUUUAGAUAUCAGUUAGCGAAUAUUCCAUUUCCUCUAAAGAUACUAUCACCUAUUAGGACUAUUCACAAAUACAGUCCAAUAAUCAUUGACUUGUCAGGCCAGACACAGUAGCUGCUUAUAAGUCACCAGACUCUGAAGAGUUUCAACAUCUUAAUUGUUGACAAAUGUACUGUUUUUACAACCCACUGAAGCGUGUAUAUGUGGGGAGGGGGUGGGGAACUCGUUCACAGUGUAAUCUAAAGGAGAUAAACAUCUGUGGGGGUACAUAGCCGAUGAGGAUGAUGAGAUACAGGAAAACACAAGCCAUUUUUAUUCUUUAUUCCAGUUAACUUGAAGUACUCUAAUGAUGAAGCACUCGAUUGCACUAUGACCUCCCUGAGUGAUGUGCAGCUUGGUUCCUCUCUCACUUUUUGUUUCUCCUUAAUAUGCAGAUGUGAGUGUGAGAUCUUCAGUGUGUUUGCAUAAGCUAACUUAAAAUGAAUUUAAGUACAGUUUUCUGAAAUAUUUCUAUUGAAAUAAAUUACUUAAAAAUA